Molecule: messenger RNA, 3036 nt
Organism: Cercocebus atys (sooty mangabey)
Lineage: Eukaryota; Metazoa; Chordata; Mammalia; Primates; Cercopithecidae
Gene: EFCC1
Product: EF-hand and coiled-coil domain containing 1
Exons: 10
Coding region: 94-2151 (685 amino acids)
Molecular function (GO): calcium ion binding
Source: RefSeq, a predicted model, not a curated record
CCCUCCUUUCAAGAAACUCUAGGGCCGCCCCUGGAAGUGGCGGGGCGAAGGGACCGGAGGAGGGACCGGAGGAGCGAGGCGCGCGGCGCAGCGAUGGAGCCGGACAGCGCGGGCGCGGAGGCCGGCAUAGAGAGCGCGGGAGGUGACCCGUACCGGCGACCUGCGCGGCGCACGCAGUGGCUGCUGAGCGCCCUGGCGCACCACUAUGGGCUGGACCGCGGCGUGGAGAACGAGAUCGUGGUGCUGGCCACCGGCCUGGACCAGUACCUGCAGGAGGUCUUCCACCACCUGGACUGCCGUGGCGCCGGCCGCCUGCCCCGCGCCGACUUCCGCGCCCUCUGCGCUGUGCUGGGGCUGCGCGCGGAGGGGGCCACCGCGGCCGGGGAGGCAGUCGGAGACGCGAACUCCAGAGCUGUGACCACCGGGGACGCGGCCGCUGAGUUGGCCACGGACGGGGACUCAGAUACCGACGAGGAGGCGCGCCUGGCGCUGCGCGCCGAGCCGCCGGAGCUCACCUUCCGCCAGUUCCACGCGCGCCUCUGCGGCUACUUCGGCACCCGUGCAGGGCCCCGGCUGCCCCGCGGCGCCCUCAGCGAGCACAUCGAGACGCAGAUCCGCCUGCGCCGUCCGCGCCGCCGCCGCCGCCCGCCCUGCGCGUCUGGCCCCGACAGCGGUCCCGACUGCGAGCGCGUUGCGCGGCUGGAGGAGGAGAAUAGCAGCUUGCGCGAGUUGGUGGAGGACCUGCGCGCUGCGCUGCAGAGCAGUGAUGCGCGCUGCCUAGCACUGCAGGCUUCUGGGAGGUUUAGGAGACAGAAGUGUGAAGAAGGCCCUGACCUCACCUUUAAGGAUCUCCCUGCCUCCUGGAGUAGACUGACAGCUCCUUCUGUCAAUCAGCAACGACUUACGGGGCUCCCUGCGGGAGAAACAGACAAGUCGGGCUCUGGAAGAGCCAGGCGAGCACCCACGAGAUGGAGCGCGGCGGACCGGAGGCUGCGGUGCGGGAACUGCGGCAGGCACAAGGCGCGCUGGCUGCGGCGGAGGCCCGCGCUGGGCGGCUGCGCCGUGGCCAGGCCGAGGUGCGGCGGCGCGCGGAGGAGGCCCGGCAGGUGGUGCUGCGCAGCCUGCACCGCGUGCGAGAGCUGGAGGCGCUGGCGCGACAGGUGCCCGGCUUGCAGCGCUGGGUGCGGCGGCUGGAGGCGGAGCUGCAACGCUACAGCCGCUGAAGUCCCUUACCUGCUGACAUACCUCCUCUGCCAAGAAGCUCACUGCGUUCCACAGCACAUCAUCAUCAUUCUUCAUCAGCAGUUCCUGCGAGAAAGUUGUUCCUCCCAGUCAGAGGACUCCCAGCUCCCAACCCCACAGUUAGCCAGCCCAGAGCCAGGAGACAAGAGUAAUGAACCUGAAGAUGCUGGGACCAGAGACCCAGACCCCACUCCAGAGGGAGCCUGGCAGUCAGACAGCAGCUCCGGAAGCAGAGCCCUGGAUGAAGCAGUGGACGAGCAGCUGUUCCGAUCCGUGGAGGGCCAGGCCGCCUCUGACAAGGAGGAGGAGGAGGAGGAGAAGUGGCGGGAGGAGCAGAAGAUGCCGGCAGCUGAGGCCAAGACACUGCUGGCCCGGCUCUCCAGCUGCAGAGGCAGGUGUGAUGACCAGACGGCGGAGAAGCUCAUGACUUACUGUGGUCACUUCGGCGGUGCCGACCAUGCCUGCACCCUGGGGGAGUUGGAGGCCUGCGUUGCCAUGCUGGUGGAGCAGCUGAGGACUCAGGGCUGCGGUGGGAGGACCCUGGGGACCUCUGGGGAGGAGGCAGAGUUGCAGCAGAAGGUGGAAGAGAAUGAGCACCUGAGGCUGGAGCUGCAGAUGGUGGAGACUGAGAGGGUGCGGCUGUCCCUGCUGGAGGAGAAGCUGGUGGACGUGCUGCAGCUCCUGCAGAGGCUCCGGGACCUGAACAUAUCGAAAAGAGCCCUGGGGAAGAUUUUGCUGAGCACGCUGGACGCUUUCAAGGACCCCACCCACGUGGGGAGGCCCAGCCCCGCAGCCAUCCUGGAUGCCCUGCACCAAGCCUUGGCUGCCUGCCAGCUGUUGAGGAGACAGCCCUCCGCACCAGCCUCUGCAGCAGCUGCGCUCGCCAACCCCCUCCUCGUCUCCUGCUGAGGUUACUGGCCCAGCCUGUGGGCACCCUGCUCAGCCUGACUGCCUUUGGACCAGCCUCCAUGAUCAGCCCAACCACUGACAGCUGGUCUGACCACCAUGCCAUCAUCAGAACUUGAGUCUGUGCUGGCUCCUUCCAAGGUUGAGCCCAAGCCCAGAGCCUCCCACUGCAGUGCCUGGAAGCCACCCCUUCCUUGGGCUCCUCCACAUUCCCUCGUAGCCCCUGCAUUCCUGCCACCAGAGUCCACAUUAAAGCCCUGCAGUUGCUGGAUCAGCCUGCACCUGAUGCUAUAUCUUUCCCCUGCCCUCAGGGCAGAGGUGCCCACUUUCUAACUGAGUCUGACCCCGAAUCUCUUCCCCAGGGUUUCAGGAUCUCCUCCCCUCCCAGCACUGUCUCCUUCCUCCCACCAGCAUGGCUGCUGCAAGGGAGACUGGGCCCAACCUUUGGGAUACCUGGUCUGUAGGAAAGCACUCCACACCCCAGGAAAUGUUGAUGACUAGGAAAGGCUGCGAGAAUUCCAAGGAAUAAUCACUGUAGGCUCCCUGGUGGAAGCUGGCCUUGAACCAGCUCUAGAAGACAGGUAGGAUUUAGGCAAAAGAGAAGGGAAGGGCAUAGAAUCUAAGGUAACCGCAAGAGCAAAGGUGUGGAACCAGCAGGGAGCCUCAGGAAUGCAGUGCUUGGAGCCCUUGCUCCUGAACACACACUAACUCCUGAACUGCCAGCCGCUCCUCCCGAACUGCGUCAUGGGGUUGCAGGAAGGAGUGGCCAAGAUGCCUGGUAUCACCUAGCUUAAACUGUCAUGAGAGAGAAAGAGCCAUUGCCAAACAGUGCCAUGGGGGUGAAACCAGUGCUAAAUGGAGGUAAAAUUAAGUGUUGUAAGAGCCCAA